AUGACAGACUGCAAGCGCAGCUCCAAAAAGCGCGUCGUCAAGCAUACGCCCAUCAGCAAGGCGCACAUCACCCGCCGACCGAUCUACCCUCGCGGCGAGCCACAUUCGGCAGUAAAAGCGAAGUAUUUGCAGAUGAAGACACCUCGCCGUAUGGAUAUCGCUCCUCUUCCUCGCUCGCGCUUGACACAGAAGCCACUGGGCUUACGUUUCACGAAACGCAAGUCGAGCUGGAAAACAUUAUUGCAUGCAUAUAUGCUCGAGAUGUCUCAUAUCAGGGAUGCGGAAACGUGGAGUUCGUUCAUUUCAACACCAUGCGCACAGUAUGAGGAGGUGGACUGCGAAUACGACACAAUGGAUUCGCGCUUCGCCUAUUAUAUGAGCUGCGGUGUUUUCGGCUCCCUUUCCCUUGCUUUUGGCGCGCCGACGGCCAUCACCAACAGCUUUGGUAGCUCGACUGGAUCCGGAGGUGCCGUAUCAACCUUCAGUGCCGCCACGCGGACAUAUCCCGCGAGCAGCCAGUCUUGCGUGGGGGCUGUCAGCGACUCCUCGGGUAGCAUGACUGAAGGUUUUAGCAAACCGUGGACGUCAGAUAUAGAGAUGAAUGACGCACCAGAGACAUCUUCAGACCACGUCGCCAUUAUACCCAGCACUACUACCACCUCCGUACCAGUGCCAGCACUUUCUCAGCCGCCCAAGCACGCGAACACGGUUAUACUCCAACCACCACAAUUUACAAACCUAGGUUAUCUUCCAUCAAGGCGUUUGACAUCCGACACUGUCACACUACCAAAGCCAGCGGAGAUGUCGAAGGAUGAAGUCAGCCCCAAGUCGCCGUCUAUUUCCCCACCGAACCCUGCACCAGAUGUUGUACUAUCAUCAACUCUUGCCUCACAGCGCGAGGAAGUUGAGAAAACGUCUGCAAAAGCGCAGCCUUUAGCACCAGCGGACAUCAUCAAGCCGGUUAUGUCUAUUCCCCCAGUGGAGGACACGAAAUCCUUAGUAACUCCUUCUUCGAUGGUGGACACCGAGCCAGCUGUCUCAUCCAUUCCUACAGAGAGCAUCAAGGCAGCUGUUCCCCUUCCUCCGAUAGAGAAUGGUAAGCCGGCUGUAUCACCGCCUCCGAUGGCUGAUGCCAAUGCGCCCACGGAGACAUCAAGACAGAAGAGCAGACCGAGGGGCCAAGCUUUAGUUACUUUAGCAAAGCCAGGAGAAGCAUCCAAGUAA
This is a messenger RNA of Alternaria postmessia, 1224 nucleotides long. RefSeq lists its product as uncharacterized. The transcript has a single exon. The record is from RefSeq and is a predicted model, not a curated record. Bases 1 to 1224 code for a protein of 407 amino acids. Lineage: Eukaryota; Fungi; Ascomycota; Dothideomycetes; Pleosporales; Pleosporaceae.